AUCCGACAGAUCUCGCAGUUUAUUGCUUUCCCGUUGCCUUUCUUCCUUCCUUCCUUCCUUCCUCCAUUGCUCGGUCUCUCUGCUCGAAGUUCGACAGGCGUAGGUUCCCUCUGAGAUCUGCUGCUUUCUGUAUUGUCGUCUCGUCAAUUGAACCGAUCGUUGCAGCCAAUCGAAUCGCUUGAAAAUGGGAGUGGCACAAAACAACAUUGACAUGGAAGAGGGAACGCUCGAGGUCGGCAUGGAAUACAGAACAGUCUCAGGAGUUGCCGGUCCUCUGGUUAUCCUAGAUAAAGUCAAGGGCCCUAAGUACCAAGAGAUUGUUAAUAUUCGACUUGGAAAUGGAACCAUGCGACGUGGUCAAGUCUUAGAAGUUGAUGGGGAGAAGGCUGUUGUUCAGGUCUUUGAAGGAACGUCUGGCAUUGACAACAAGUUCACCACGGUGCAAUUUACAGGAGAGGUCCUGAAAACACCCGUCUCAUUGGAUAUGCUUGGGCGUAUUUUUAAUGGUUCUGGAAAGCCCAUUGACAAUGGACCUCCUAUCCUUCCCGAGGCUUAUUUGGACAUAUCUGGUAGUUCUAUCAACCCCAGCGAGAGAACCUACCCUGAGGAAAUGAUCCAGACAGGAAUAUCUACAAUUGACGUUAUGAAUUCUAUUGCUAGAGGGCAAAAAAUUCCACUAUUUUCAGCUGCUGGUCUUCCACACAAUGAAAUAGCUGCUCAGAUUUGCCGUCAGGCUGGUUUGGUGAAGCGAUUGGAGAAGACUGCCAACCUCAUGGAGGAUGAGGAAGAAGACAACUUUGCUAUCGUGUUUGCAGCUAUGGGAGUAAACAUGGAGACAGCACAGUUUUUCAAACGUGAUUUUGAGGAAAAUGGAUCAAUGGAGAGAGUGAUUUUAUUUCUCAAUCUGGCCAAUGAUCCCACAAUAGAACGUAUUAUUACUCCUAGGAUUGCUCUGACCACUGCUGAAUAUCUUGCAUAUGAAUGUGGGAAGCAUGUCCUUGUCAUUCUCACAGAUAUGAGCUCCUAUGCUGAUGCUCUUCGUGAGGUUUCUGCAGCAAGAGAGGAAGUCCCAGGAAGACGUGGUUAUCCUGGGUAUAUGUAUACCGAUCUGGCUACUAUCUAUGAGCGAGCUGGAAGGAUUGAAGGACGAAAAGGAUCCAUCACUCAAAUUCCUAUCUUAACUAUGCCAAAUGAUGAUAUCACACAUCCUACUCCAGAUCUUACGGGUUACAUUACCGAAGGGCAGAUAUAUAUUGAUAGACAACUAUACAAUAGACAGAUCUACCCACCAAUCAAUGUGCUUCCUUCCCUCUCUCGGUUGAUGAAGAGUGCUAUUGGAGAAGGGAUGACUCGCAGGGAUCAUUCUGAUGUGUCUAAUCAGCUGUAUGCAAAUUAUGCUAUUGGAAAGGAUGUCCAAGCCAUGAAAGCAGUCGUGGGAGAAGAAGCACUUUCUUCUGAGGACCUGUUAUAUUUGGAGUUCUUGGACAAAUUCGAGAGGAAGUUCGUUAGUCAAGGAGCUUAUGAUACUCGAACCAUCUUCAAUUCCCUCGAUCUCGCGUGGACACUUCUGCGCAUAUUCCCCCGCGAACUUCUCCACCGUAUACCGGCAAAGACUCUUGAUGCAUUCUACAGCAGAGAAGCUGCUCACUGAGGCGAAAAGCAGCUCAGAGAUCAUCAUGUUUUGCUGCUCAAUUGAAUCCCAUGAGCUCAAUUAUUUGUUCAUUCAUCUGCCUUUCUAUCCCUUCUUCUGAACCUUUCCUACAUAGAAUAAAAGCUUGCCAAUUGAAGUUUAGCUCGUCAAAGCCCUUCGACCGGUCAGUCAGAUCUGUAUUCUUCUCUCCGUGCAACAACUGUCUAGUUAUGGUGGUUUUGUGAUCCGGCUAUUGCUUUCGGUGUUUGAAUUUGAGAGGUUGUAGGGUGAUUCCAGGGCUUUGUGGAUUAUUUUUGAGGUGCUUCCUAUGCCAUUUGGCAGUAAUUUAAUCAUGCUAUAUUGAUCUUGGUAGUCUGGACCUUUGUAUGAUCAAUUCAAUUAUGGAUUUCUCCGAAUAAGUCUCUUGUUUGCCUUUGAAACGUGGAUCUCAGAUAGCUCUGGUCCUA
This is a messenger RNA of Punica granatum (pomegranate), 2097 nucleotides long. Lineage: Eukaryota; Viridiplantae; Streptophyta; Magnoliopsida; Myrtales; Lythraceae. The record is from RefSeq and is a predicted model, not a curated record.